Molecule: messenger RNA, 243 nt
Organism: Parastagonospora nodorum SN15
Lineage: Eukaryota; Fungi; Ascomycota; Dothideomycetes; Pleosporales; Phaeosphaeriaceae
Exons: 2
Coding region: 1-243 (80 amino acids)
Source: RefSeq, a predicted model, not a curated record
AUGGCACACACGAUACCUGUCGUCCAUCGACUGGUACUGGCUCAACUCGCAACAACACAAACUCCAAGGGAUCAAGAUGGUUCAGAAACACUGUUCACGUCCACCGAAACUACAUCCAGCCAUGGAGACGUCAUCAUGGUAGAGAAGAAGUAUGAGAUGGACCUUCUACUCGCCGAUACCGUAGAAAGUUCGCCGAAGCCAGAGGGCUGCGGUACCGGGGACGAGCUGCAUCCUAUCUGCUGA